Truncatella angustata is the source of this 1179-nucleotide messenger RNA. RefSeq lists its product as uncharacterized. Gene Ontology annotation, molecular function: heme binding; iron ion binding; steroid hydroxylase activity. Lineage: Eukaryota; Fungi; Ascomycota; Sordariomycetes; Amphisphaeriales; Sporocadaceae. The record is from RefSeq and is a predicted model, not a curated record. The coding region runs from base 319 to 684 and encodes 121 amino acids. The transcript has a single exon.
CAUCAAUACGUUUUGCCAUAAUUACUAUGAUCAAUUAACAAUGUAUUAUAUUGACCUACGAUGUAAUCCUGGGUAUUACAUACGCCGUAAUUACGCUUACCGUCACCAUAAUCCUUCGAUUCGACAAGUCCUCUAUAUACGAUACUCUGUAAACUGCUUGACCAGGCAAUCUCGUAUUACCCUGUCUUCAGUCUGCGAUCUAACAGACGUAUGGUUACAACAGUACCACCCGACGAGUGUACCAUGAGACUUCAUAAUGCAACGUCGGUGAUACGCGAGGACUUGUCACUAUGACCUGUAGGAGGCGAGCUCAUUCACAUGGGAGAUCAGCUCGUAGCUCCAUUUCGGCAGCUUCACCUCAACCAUGAAAUAUUCGGUCGCGGUGCCCCAAACUUUGGCCUAGAGAGAUUCUUGGAGAACAAGAUGGUGCAUCGGACCAAGGGCUACUCGCCAUUCGGCGGCGGCGGCCUUACCUUUUGCCGCGGGGGAUUGUUAGCACAGCGCGACAUCAACUUAUUUGUGGCUGUAACAUUACGGAAGUUCGACAUGGAGCUGGUGCCGAGACGGAGCGGCGCAAAGAUGCCAAAAAUUGACAAAGACACACCGUCAGCGGCCGUCAUGGGGCCGGAUGAGGAUAUACUGCUUAGGCUCCUGCCCCGGGUGCACACACAAGUAAGCAGAUAGUGUUGGGUUCCCAUGCCGGGAUCCAGCCAAGAUAGAGUUUAAGAGACGGAAGAUAGCGUACAUGGCAAGGUGACUAAUUUCAAAGGAGUGCGUUGCCGCACGUCAAAGGGUCUACUGUCUAUUGCUUCUACGGUAGAUUGGGAGCAUUUGCGUGGCUGGAGAAUAUGAAUACUGGUAGGCGAAAGACUAUGCGGAAAUAAAUUGCAGGAGAUAGGCUUGCGAAUGAAUUGUCAAGCGUCUGAGACACAGGAGCGCUGGAGAACUUUGGAAACUAUUUGUGCUUGUGCGCUUCUUGCCACGCAGCAAGUAAGCAGUAAACAAAUGAUUUGUACGUUGAUGUGUUAACACAAAGGCAUGGUAUUGGACCAUCAAAUAGGCAACACUGCCAGAGGUCUUGCUCACAGUUCCCGUUUACACCACAGCUGCAUAUCGCUAAAACCCUGUUCAUGUGCAAUGCUGCAAAACAUGUAGAAGAGCACCAAAACACAGGUAACU